Oenanthe melanoleuca is the source of this 7433-nucleotide messenger RNA. RefSeq names its product abl interactor 2 (gene ABI2). The coding region runs from base 90 to 1517 and encodes 475 amino acids. The record is from RefSeq and is a predicted model, not a curated record. Gene Ontology annotation, cellular component: lamellipodium. The transcript is spliced from 10 exons. Lineage: Eukaryota; Metazoa; Chordata; Aves; Passeriformes; Muscicapidae. Gene Ontology annotation, molecular function: SH3 domain binding.
CCGGGGGGGCGGGGGGAGCGCGGAGCGGGCAGGGGGCGAGGGACGGACGGACGGACGGACAGAGAGACGGACGGGGAGAGGAUGUGAAGAUGGCGGAGCUGCAGAUGCUGCUGGAGGAGGAGAUCCCGGGCGGGCGCCGGGCCCUGUUCGACAGCUACACGAACCUGGAGCGGGUGGCCGAGUACUGCGAGACCAACUACAUCCAGUCAGCAGAUAAGCAGCGAGCCCUGGAAGAAACCAAAGCCUACACAACGCAGUCAUUAGCAAGCGUAGCCUAUCUGAUCAACACUUUGGCCAACAAUGUUCUCCAAAUGCUGGAUAUCCAGGCAUCCCAGCUUCGGCGCAUGGAAUCUUCAAUCAACCAUAUUUCACAAACGGUGGACAUUCACAAAGAGAAAGUUGCUAGAAGAGAAAUUGGUAUCUUGACUACAAACAAAAACACCUCAAGAACUCACAAAAUCAUUGCACCAGCUAACUUGGAGCGACCAGUUCGCUACAUCAGGAAACCUAUUGAUUAUACAAUUCUAGAUGAUAUUGGACAUGGAGUGAAGGUCAGCACCCAGAAUAUGAAGAUGGGUGGGCUGCCUCGCACAACACCACCCACCCAGAAGCCACCAAGUCCACCAAUGUCAGGAAAAGGAACUAUUGGGCGGCACUCCCCGUACCGCACGCUGGAGCCGGUGCGGCCCCCGGUGGUGCCCAACGAUUACGUGCCCAGCCCGACGCGCACCAUGGCCCCGGCCCAGCAGAGCCCCGUGAGAACGGCCUCGGUGAACCAGCGCAACCGCACCUACAGCAGCAGUGGCAGUAGUGGAGGAAGCCACCCAAGUAGUCGGAGCAGCAGUCGAGAGAACAGUGGAAGUGGAAGUGUCGGUGUUCCUAUUGCUGUUCCCACACCAUCUCCUCCUAGUGUCUAUCCAGGUCACCCAGUUCAGUUCUACAGCAUGAACAGGCCUGCAGCUCGGCACACGCCCCCGACCAUCGGGGGCUCUUUGCCCUAUCGGCGGCCUCCUUCCAUCACAUCCCAGACGAGCCUUCAGAACCAGAUGAACGGGGGCCCCUUCUACAACCAGAACCCAGCAUCCCUUGCUCCUCCUCCCCCCUCCAUCCUACAGGUAACUCCACAGUUACCACUAAUGGGAUUUGUGGCCAGAGUUCAAGAAAACAUUUCAGAUACUCCUCCCCCACCACCACCUGUGGACGAGGCAGUAUUUGAUGAGUCUCCACCUCCACCCCCACCUCCAGAGGAUUAUGAGGAGGAGGAAGCAGCUGUGGUGGAGUACAGUGAUCCCUAUGCUGAGGAGGACCCUCCGUGGGCACCGAGGACAUACUUAGAAAAGGUGGUGGCAAUCUAUGACUACACCAAGGACAAGGAAGAUGAGCUCUCAUUUCAGGAAGGGGCCAUAAUUUAUGUCAUCAAGAAAAAUGAUGAUGGCUGGUAUGAGGGGGUCAUGAAUGGAGUGACGGGGCUGUUCCCGGGGAACUAUGUGGAGUCGAUCAUGCAUUACUCAGAGUGAAGACAGAGGACAGAACACUGCAUUUCCUGCUGCAGGAGCUGUCAGGGCUUCCCAGAUCUCCACCAGCCUCUGCAGCCCCAUCCAGUAUAACUGAAUGAAGGAUAAUUGUAACAACCACUCUUUUGGGUUUGAUUUGGUUUAUUUUUCUUUUCCCCCUCAUGAUAAGACAAUAGUGAUUUGAGUUGUUUGAACAAAUGGCUCUUCAGCUGCCAGCAGAGGCUAUCCUGAGCUGUCUGACUUUGAAUUAAGCUGACCCAUUCAGAUGUAACAAACUUGUUGAUUAGCUCAUACUUCACUUGAAUUCUGACUUCUGACAGGUCUUGGGAUCUGUCUCAGGAAUCCUGUGUGUCCUCACGGUACUACCGUUGGAAGCAGCUCCUGGCACUGGGGAUGUCCUGGAUGCUCGUGGUGAAGGUUACUGGCCAGUGGACAUCCCUCCUGUUUCUACACUACACUCCUGUGCAGCUGGAAGAACAGUCAUGUGCUAGCAAACACGGAUUUCUACACAGAAACGUCCCUGUAACUGACUUCCAGAUAGCUGGAUGCAUCUUUAGCAUAAACACUUCUGCAGCUGCUCUGCACAUGUAGGCUGACACAGGGCACACAGAGCCGGCUUUUUGUUCACUCACCUUUCAGUUUAGACAAUUCAGAUGGCUGCAGCCCAGAGGACCCCCACCCCCAUUUCUCAUCUUCUGAAUGCCACAUAUUUGUUUUGUGUUCUGCACUGAUGUAACUGUGCUCCUCUCCACAGCGAGCUCCUUGCCACGGUUGCUGCCAGUUCAAACAGAACUCACAGAUGCCGUUGAUGGUGAAGGCGAAACAAAGUUUACAGGUCCUCCUGGGGUCUGAGGAUUAACUCUAGGGGGUGUGAUACAAGGUUCAAAUCCACUCAUGCCUGCUUGCACUAGAGAAACUUGCCCCCAGCUUUAGUUUUAUGCACAAUAUAAUCUUAAAAAUCCAAUCAGGUAUUGUAAAUUGGCUAUUUUGUACUUGAUGACUAGAUUUGCAUAUGUACUGUGAGAGCCCUGUGCAGAGGCAGGACAAACGGCAAUUGUCGUCUUCAUGUCUGUUGCCAAAAUCUCUUCAGAGGAAGCAAAAAGGGCUGUUGUGUGUACUGGUUUCCCAUGGAAAUCCAAGCAGUAACUAGUAGUAGUCCUAGCUCUUCCCCUAGCCCUCUCCAUUGUUUAUUAUAAUAGAUAUUUUGAGCUGUACUGGUGGCUUGGGGUGGAGUAAUAAUACCAAGUGAAGGCUCUGUAGCUCCUUGUGAUGAUACUUGGCUUUCUAAUCUAGUCUCAGUUAAAAAUUCUGCUGAGUGAUUGUACACAGCAGAUCACUGUAAGUGAUGGUUGUACUUAUCUGCCCUUAGGAACAUCUGAAUGUUACCUUUGGGUAAAUAUCAUGCAUUAAGUAAUUAAAUUUCCUGUUUAGUCUUCUUAGGCUGCAAAUUGAGCUGAUCCUGAUUGUGAGAGCUUCCUGGGCAAGGACAUCUUUCUGGGCAACUUUAGACUGUCACCUGGCCAAGUUCUAACUGGUACCAAGGGUAGCUUGUCCAAGGUGAGACAGUGCUGCAGCUGGAGAGGCCGUGUUAAAGCAGAGCAGUGCACAAAGAGUGGGGCUGGCUGUGUGGUGGCAUUGGCACCAGUACAGGUAACUGACCCAGCCCCUUGCUUGGCAGGUAGUGCAGUACCAGCACGGAGGUGGCAGAUUUGGUGCCAGCCUGGGCAGGGAGGUGCCAUAGCUGCUCAGAGGGGGCGAAUGAAGAAACAAAUAGGUGUGUUUGUAGGCCAUGGAGGAAUGUGAUCACCUGCUGUGAGCUUGUGGAACUCCUGUGACAGCACACAAGAAACCGGUUUGGUUAAGGUCUGCAGGAAGGACAACUGAAGAAACUUGUGUGCAGAUAAAACUCACUUUUUCCCUUGCUAAUCCACGUAUUGUCUUCUUUCUGGAAGCUGACAGCAUUGUUUGGAAUGAGUGCCAGAACAGAUACCCUUUAAGCCUUUUACUCUCUGAAAAGUUUUCUUGCAGCAAGACUAAGAGAAACAGCCAUGUUCAGUUCCCUCAGCCCAUCAUUUCUGCAGAAGCAAGUCCAGAACCACUGGGGUUGUGCAGUCACUGGAGUAACUGUUUCUAGUGUCAUUGGACAGGUCUAAGCUUUUGGCUCAGGGAGGUGGUGCUUGUAGCGAAGGUGAUUGAACAGCAGCAUUUACAAGCCUUUGGUGCUUACAGGGCAACUGUGUUUUCCAGGAGUAUCAGAGCUUUCCUGGCUUCUCCUGCCUUGGAUAUGUUUGUGGCAAAAACUGAGCCCACAGUGCUCAAAUGCAUUGUUAGGGCAGCUUAAUGAACCUCUGCCUGUGCACACAAGCUGCAGCUGGUAGGUCACACUUUAGUGAAACAUGUCUUAACCCAGUCUGAGAAAGAGCUUGUGCUUGAACACUUCUGGCAGGUGGGUGGGGUAGUGUGUACUCCCACUGUGUGUGAUACUUAAUCUUCAAUAAGCUGGUUUUUCGUCUUGCAAGUAUUCUGUGUUGUGAGAGCAGAGAGAGCAGUGUGAGCUGAACACUUGCCAGAGCUCAGCACAGAAGAUGAGGCUGUAAAGCCCUGAAAGUGGAAUGUAUGACAGCUCCUGAAGAACUGGCUUUGGUCUGACGUGCCAGGGAUUAGUUUGGUCUCUGCCGAUAGUACACGGAAUUGUUUAUCCUGCCAGAACUGCUGUGGAUGGAAUUUCUGGGUCACCUCCUGCUGGUUUUAUGCUUUAUUAUGCAGUACUAAUGUAAAGAAAUUUGUUGAGUUAUAUGCAUAUUUUUAUUUUGUACAGAUUUUAAUUCUGUUGCUUGUUUGGGGAUGAUGUGAUGUAAUGGUCAUAGACCAGGCCAAGGUAAACAGGCUUUGUAUAUUAAUGUUACAUAGAUUGCAUGCUAGUAAAGUCAGUGAGGGUUGUGUUUCCAGUUUUGUCCCUUGUACUUCUCCUUGUCCAAAACCUUCUCUUCCCCACCCCUUUUUAAUUUACAGGUUUACUUUAAAAGGGGGUGGUAGAUGGGGGGUGGGGGAGAAACACCUCAGUAUUUUAAAUAAGAUGCACAACAUCUCUUCACUGCUGAGUUUCGCUGCCACAGCUCAUGGUGUUCUGCAUCACAGGCUGUUGAAGAGGGAGUGUGUAUGCAUGAGAGGUGGGGGAAGGAGACAGUCCAGCAUAGCCCAAAGAGUGCUGAAUGGCCAAAAUGUUUAUGUUUCUCCCUUUGUGAGAACUGCCUUAGCCCAGCCAGCUGUUUCCAUUGUGCACAGAAAUUGUUCAGCAUCCUCUAGCGGUGUAUUUUGCCUUGGUUUGCAGUGUAUCAAAGGUUUCUUCCUUCCUCUUGGUGCCAGGGACAAAGCUAUUAACUACAGCUGCCUCUGUCACAUGCCCGCAUGAGAGGGUCUGGCUAAGUCUGUCCAUAUCUAGUGCUGAAGCAGGGUCAUUUUGGUGUCUUCAUACCAGCUAAGGAGAGCUGAGGUUGCACAUGUCUCACCCAUUCUUUCCCUGCCUUUUCCUCUUCCCCCCAGCUGGUGCAGCAGAGGGCUGAGAGAGGCAGGAGAGGCAACCAGAAAAUUCUGUGCAUGAGGGUGUAUCCUUGUGCACUGGCUGGACUAGGUACCAGGGAGCUGAAGCAGUGCUGGAUCACUCACUGGUCUGACUGGUUAGACACAGACACGCACUGAGGCACUGAAGAGCCACUGCUCUCACUGGAGGACAAGAGCUGUGGCUUGGCCCUGAGGUAGAUGACAGAGCUUGGUGUGUGUUACCAGAAGGCUGACCAUGUUCCUGGAAUUCAGCUUGUCCUUGCAGAUAGUUGAGCUGGAUGUCAUGAAAGUGUCUGGAGAUGUCUGCUGGUGUGAACCACAGGUCCGCACAGGUCCUGGUAUGUGGGUGGCUUACCUGUGGGUGCUAGAAAGGCUUAGACCCAGCUAGUUCUUGCUAGAGCAGUUUCUUCUCCUUUCACAGCUGCUGGGCAUUUUCAUUUCUUGCUGCUGAGGGUUCUUGGUGACAGCCAAAGUUGACAGUGGCAGUAAAGCAGCUUCUGAAAUGUGCCACUUUUACCUGGGGUAUUUCAGUUGAUGAUGAAAAGAAAGCAAGGAAGCAUCAGGACUGAGGUGCCUUUUCUAGCAGAGGGUGUGUGGGCUGCCUGCCUGCUGUGGAUGUGCACAUAGUUGACUAGAGGUGGAAGAGGACUGAGCACUGAUAAUGCUGCACUUCUGUGGUGUCUCCCACCUGUGCUUGAUGGUGACUUAAUGCUGUGCUCUUCCUAGCAACUUCCACCACUUCCUGGCAGAUGCUGUGGAUGCGCCUCUCUGCUGGAAACAAGCUUGCUUUUUCAUUUAGUUACAUCUCUGGGCUCUAGGCAUAGAGCAAAAAAAAAAAAAGCUUUCCUUUCUGGAAAAGAUGGAACUUUAUUGUGGUUUAGUAAACUGGGAGCAUUUAUAGAGCUGCUCCUCCCAGAGGUGCAACAGGACACUAUAAAAAAGGGGACAGCUGUAUUCUCUGCAGGCUCUUUUUGGAAGCUGCUGUUGAAAAGACCAUAGUGCUGUGGCUUUACUGGGAGUAAUAGUUGCAUUCAGGGUAGUCUUGAUUCAGAGUAUUGGGAGUCACUGGUGAAGCGCUGCAGCAUUUCAGGCAGCAUUACAAACCCCAUGAAGAGACUUCUGUACCUAUGUGGCAGCUGUGGCAGUGGAAAACAUACAGCACUGUUGCAUUCACUAAGGCAAGUAUUUAUAACACUAACCUCUAGGGAAAGUGGUGGUGGAAACUGAGCGCCAGCAGGAUCAUGGGCUACAGCUUCUGGGGUGCCAGUUAUGAGAAUUUACUGUGCUUACAGGUGUAUUCAUCUUCCCCAGCUUCUGGCAUCUCCCAGUAGUUGGCACGGCUGCAUUUUGUAGAUAAAAUGGUUAUUACACAGAGGUCAGAACAGUGCAAGAAGGGAACAAUGUGUGGUUUGUUUUGGUGAUUUUCCCCUGCAGUAGCUGAAGUCAAUAUGUAGUAACAGCCCUAUUUACCUACUUCUGAAGUUCAAGCGUAGUGGGAUCUGCACCUCAAGUCCUUGGGGACGUGCUAAAAGCUUGGUGCAGCCAAGGUUUGACAACUGCUGUUAGAGUAAUUCACAGAUUGUGAUCUGCUACUUUCAUUUGAAAAAAACCCCACCCAUGUGUUUCGUGUAAUCUCCAGCCCAUGCAGGAAGAGGUUUGGGGGGGUUUUUUUGUACUCUAAAUAUACUAAUUUUAUUAGCACCUGUGCUUAUUACAAGACAGUGAUGGCAGCAGCUGCCUGCUGUCCAGAGGUAAGCCUACACCAAGGAAGCUGCUGAACACUGACAUGGGGACCCUGCUGAAAUGGGUGCAGUACAUUUGUUACAGUUUCAUUUUACACCUCAGAAGAAUCCUACCACUAUUAACUAAUAGGAAGAGCUAUGUACAAAUUUAUUUCCAUUACAGCGCCUCGGUAAGUGCUGACAUGUCCGAGAUUUUUUUUGUAAAGAACAAAUGCUUCUUUUCACAUUUGAAAAAGUGUCUUUUGCAACUUGCAUGGACAAGUAGUUUCCAUGAAUUCUCUGGAGAUGUCAGUGUCUAACAUUGAUUUUGUCCAUGCACUUUUUUCGGAAGGCAGAUACCCCCCCCUUUGGUUUGCAGCCGGAGCAGCACUCUGUGCUUUUGCUUUUGGCACUGCUGCUGCAGUGGAUGGAUGCAGAGCCCACUGUAAAUGACCAAGCCCGCAGGACUCUGGGGAGCUGUAUGCCGCCAGUAACGUUUUAGUGUGUGUGCCAUUUGAACCACCUUCCAGUGAGUGCAAAACCCAAUUUUUAAAUUUUUUUAAUUGUACUUGGAAUUAACUGUUGCUGUGUACUAAACCCUCUUGUUAUGAGCCCUAAAUAAAAAGAACAAAGCACA